CCAGAGUCCGGGAGUCAAAGCCGGUUGUCAACCCAGACCUGUCCCGCACUCAUCUGCCUUUUCUUUUUCUCUCAACAUGACAGAUGCCGCUGUGUCCUUCGCCAAGGACUUCUUGGCAGGUGGAGUGGCUGCGGCCAUCUCCAAAACGGCGGUAGCGCCCAUCGAGCGGGUCAAGCUGCUGCUGCAGGUGCAGCAUGCCAGCAAGCAUAUCACGGCAGAUAAGCAAUACAAGGGCAUUAUAGACUGCGUGGUUCGUAUCCCCAAGGAACAGGGGGUCCUGUCCUUCUGGCGUGGUAACCUGGCCAAUGUCAUCAGAUAUUUCAACACAUAGGCUCUCAACUUUGCCUUCAAAGAUAAAUACAAGCAGAUCUUUUUGGCAGGCGCUGGAAAACAACACCUGGCCUUACCGGGUGCCGCUGGGGCCACAUCCUUGUGCUUUGUGUACCCUCUUGAUUUUGCUCAUACCCGUCUAGCAGCUGAUGUGGGCAAAGCUGGAGCCGAAAGGGAAUUCAAAGGCCUUGGUGACUGCCUGGUUAAGAUCUACAAAUCUGAUGGGAUUAGGGGCCUGUACCAAGGCUUUAAUGUGUCAGUCCAGGGCAUUAUCAUCUACCGAGCUGCCUACUUUGGUAUCUAUGACACUGCAAAGGGAAUGCUUCCAGAUCCCAAGAAUACCCAUAUCUUCAUCAGCUGGAUGAUUGCACAGUCCGUCACUGCUGUUGCUGGCCUGACUUCCUAUCCCUUUGACACGGUUCGUCGACGUAUGAUGAUGCAGUCUGGACGCAAAGGAACUGAUAUCAUGUAUACAGGCACAAUUGACUGCUGGAGGAAGAUUGCUCGUGAUGAAGGAAGCAAGGCUUUUUUCAAGGGUGCAUGGUCCAACGUUCUCAGGGGCAUGGGUGGUGCCUUUGUGCUUGUCUUGUAUGAUGAGAUCAAGAAGCACACAUAAUUAUGUCUUAGGUGUCUCCCCAAGAGCAAGCAUGUUGUACAAUACACCAUAUCUUGAACAUUC
Messenger RNA from Cricetulus griseus (Chinese hamster), 1009 nucleotides. The record is from RefSeq and is a predicted model, not a curated record. Lineage: Eukaryota; Metazoa; Chordata; Mammalia; Rodentia; Cricetidae.